GAUGGCAAAUUUGUGAUUUCAGCUAAUUCGAGGGGUUAUGGAUGGCAUUUUGUUUCUUCGAGUAACUGUCAUAUAGAACGAGGAACGGCGGAAAAGAGAGAAGAGAAGCAGAGGGAGGAGGGGAGUUCGGUUAGAUCUGAAAAGCUUUGAAAGAGAGAAAUGGAUGGGGAAGAGGGACAAGUGAUCGCUUGCCACACCGUCGAAUCAUGGACCGACCAUCUUCAGAAGGCCAAUGACUCCAACACCCUCGUGGUGGUUGAUUUCACGGCAUCAUGGUGUGGACCAUGCCGAUUCAUCUCGCCCUUCUUUUCUGAAUUGGCCAAGAAACUCCCCGGUGUCAUGUUCCUCAAGGUUGACGUCGAUGAGCUCAAGUCGGUGGCAAGUGACUGGGCGAUAGAGGCGAUGCCGACGUUCAUGUUCUUGAAGGGAGGGAAGAUUGUGGACAAGGUGGUCGGCGCCAAGAAAGACGAGCUUCAGCAGACCAUCGCCAAGCACAUGGCUUGAUCCAUUCUCUAUUACACCCAUCCUUCACUUUCACCUAUCAAUGUUAUCAUCCUUUGUUUUCUUUCAACAAGUCUUUGGUUAAAAACACUGUUGUUAGUCUUGAGGACACGUCUGAACAACUUCAUGGAGUUUUCAAACUGAUCAAAGGAUUGUUGUCUCAUCGAGAGUUAUUACAUUUGCUGUCUUUGUUUAUUAAUUGUCUGAUGGUUCCUUUCUCUUUUUAAUUUUUCUAAAUAAACAAA
Tarenaya hassleriana is the source of this 746-nucleotide messenger RNA. Its product is annotated as thioredoxin H1. The record is from RefSeq and is a predicted model, not a curated record. Lineage: Eukaryota; Viridiplantae; Streptophyta; Magnoliopsida; Brassicales; Cleomaceae. The transcript is spliced from 3 exons. Bases 160 to 504 code for a protein of 114 amino acids.